GUGAACGCAUCCAUCGUGGGUGGUCUCCGGGAUCACGAGCGCCGACAGCCUGUCAAACUGUUCAUUUAGUAUAUGUCAAACAGAUUCCACGAGUAACUAUGUGCCAAACCGCUCCAUUGAAACUUCCUUGGACGGUUGCCCCUCGGCCAUUCUUUACACGAACAGUACAUGGGGCUGCUCUAGUAUGAUAUUCAUCACCAAGAACUGCUUACUCUUAACAUCCCCAUCGGCAUCUCUCCAGAGAUAUCCGUCUCACCAACGUCUGCGCCAACCUAGGUACCACCUUAACCUGGCCCGGUUCAAUUUCAGAAGCACUACCCCUCGAUCCCUCAGCUCUGUCCCCAUUGCCUCAUUUAUUAUGGCUGGGUUAACCUGCGGGAGCCCAUUUCCAACCAGUCAAUCAAAUGCUACCCCUAGUUAAAGCGGAAGGGCAGCCAAAACAGUAUAUCGUACCGGGUGAGGAUCCUUGGGACCAGGAACUCCGGACACCGUCCAGGAUCGCUGGUUGAAGGACUCUAUCUUUGCCUGCAAACCUUGGAUGAAUACAAUGACGAGGUACUCGUAGAUACGGACGCACUUUGAAGACGGGACCGCGGAAUUGCCCGUGGAAGAAAGAAAUACGUUCUAUGGCUGGAGGCCUAUUUGAGGGACAAUAUGUGAUUUGUGGAGGAAAGACUUCAAAUGAUGUUUCCUUUGGGUUUAUUAUCGCUUUACUAAGAAUGCUUGUAUUGUUGUGCC
Molecule: messenger RNA, 738 nt
Organism: Aspergillus caelatus
Lineage: Eukaryota; Fungi; Ascomycota; Eurotiomycetes; Eurotiales; Aspergillaceae
Exons: 1
Source: RefSeq, a predicted model, not a curated record